This is a messenger RNA of Synchiropus splendidus (mandarinfish), 2746 nucleotides long. RefSeq names its product ciliary neurotrophic factor receptor (gene cntfr). Bases 273 to 1352 code for a protein of 359 amino acids. Gene Ontology annotation, biological process: cytokine-mediated signaling pathway. Gene Ontology annotation, molecular function: cytokine binding; cytokine receptor activity. The transcript has 11 exons. Gene Ontology annotation, cellular component: membrane; external side of plasma membrane; signaling receptor complex. The record is from RefSeq and is a predicted model, not a curated record. Lineage: Eukaryota; Metazoa; Chordata; Actinopteri; Syngnathiformes; Callionymidae.
AACAGCCUGAGCUCGCCUCACUCAGGGCAGUGCGGGACGCCAAGAUAGACGCGCACCUCUAUCCCUCUCUCUGGCGCACCGAAGCAGCCACAUGCACGCAGACAUCAACUUUCCUCUACCGGACUGACAUAACACACGCGCCGGGAUAAACUUCCCUCUUUCUACGGUGGAGAAGAGGAUAACGACUGACAGAUCGGGAGAAAGAUACUCCGAGAAAAGAAGGUUCUCUCGGGUGAAGAGGAGUACUGUUCCGGCAUUUCAUCUUGUCAAAGAUGGCAAAUCUUGUGACAUCGUUGUGCUGUGUAGUUCUGGCCGCAGUGGUGGUAGCCUACGCGCAGAGACGCAGUCAACUUGGCGCUCGCAACCAGUAUGAGCGAAUGGGCAGUGAUGUUACCAUGCAGUGCGGCUCCCUGGACAACGAUGCCUCCGUUUCUUGGAAGGUGAAUGGAACAGAUGUGAAGUUUCAGCACCAGCUAGAAGGACCCAGAUUGAUUCUGACCCAAGUGGACCUCGGCCACAAUGGACUCUACAGCUGCUUUCAGAACCCACACGGAGAGAGACGUGACACCAUCUAUCUCCACAUCGGCAUUCCCCCUCGAGAGCCUGCGGUGGUGUGUCGAUCCAACACUUACCCUAAAGGCUUCUACUGCAGCUGGCACCAGCAACACCCCACGUACAUCCCGACGACUUUCGAAGUGGACGUGCAACAUAAUCUUCGUUCACUGGAGGUGCAGAAGGAUCCGUCCCACAAGAAUCGUUGCCAUGUCCGUUUUCCAGAAGUCUUCUCCAGUGUCCCCUACAAGGUGAACGUGACGGCGGUGAAUUAUUUGGGGAAAGCUUGGACUGCCUACUCGUUUGAGGAGUCGUCCAUAGUGAAACCGGAUCCCCCAGAGCGUGUGACAGCCACAGCAAUACGUUACAACGCCCGGAGACUGGAGGUAACCUGGCGGAGCCCUGCAACAUGGCCCGACAUCGACCACUUUCCCCUGAAGUACUUCCUGCGAUACAGACCGCUCAUCCGAGAGCAGUGGCAGCAUGUGGAACUGACUGACAGCACCUCUCACACCAUCACCGACGCCUACGCAGGGAAGGAAUACAUCAUCCAGGUGGCUGCUAAGGACACAGAGAUUGGAACUUGGAGUGACUGGAGUGUUGCCGUUCACGCAACACCCUGGAUCGAAGAGCCUGUCAUAACUUCCACCACUGAGGUGGAGUUCUUCAGCGAGACCAAGACUUCGCCCAUCCCUUCCUCCAACGCCCCACAGAAGGCCGAACCACCAGUGGGCAGAGCUGCUCGCCUCCUCACAUUCUUUUCUCCUUUGCUGUUAGGAAUGCUGCUGCUGCUCAUGUGAUGUGUUAGUCCGAGUCCUGGAGCUAGAGGAGCAGGAGAUGAAGGCAGAAGAGGAAGACAAGGAGGAGGACGAAGUUUUCUUUUUCACUCUCACUCGCUCUCUCUGUCUCUCGCUCUCUCUUUUUCUAUUUUGCACAUGUGACCAGGAAGCAGUGCAUUGAUGGUUUGGGUCCAACCCAGUUACUCACCCGAAUACUUAGGUUUGAAGUGAUGAUGGCGCAUUUCUGACUUACGGUGACGAUGAGAUUCUUCAGAGGAACUUCUGAACGCAGAUCCAUCUUCUUCUUUUACCAUCAUCAUCCUCAUCAUCAUCGGCAUUGGAAGCUGCAGCACUUAUAUCAAAGGUCUUAUACUACCACCUGGUGGCUCUUACUAGCCACAGCCGACUCAUUUGUGCUCUGUCACCAAAACAGACCGCCCCACUUUUCCAGUUUCCGUCAUGAGACAUCACUGCUGCACUGUUGACACACAUGCACCGCGUAUGUGUAUGUGUGCACAGUGCCUCUAGCGCCCCCGCAUACAGCUAACUCACCAUGCCAAAGACUCCAGCGGUCUGUCCGAUCUGUGGCUCAACACAAUUCUUUGAGCCUACCUUGUGCCUACCUUCAACAAGGAAAUGAGAGAGGGAUGAAUUUGGGCAGAUCUUAGGAUCCUCUCAACCAUUUCACACCCACACACACACAAAGAAAAACGUUCAGUCACAACCCUGAAACUGCUCGCCUCGACAACCAAACCAGUUUGAAGGAACAUGAUCAGAGGACCGACUCUUGGAAGAUCUCUGUAAGCAUAGUUUGGCUUAUGUAGACAACCAUUCUGCUUCUAAGGAUCAGGAAAAAAAUUGGAUCGAGCGAUGUAUAAAAGUGAAGUGGAUUCAGAUUUGAAGACUUCUUUGCCCACAUACUUCUUUUUGUUUAACUUUGUAUCGAGUUGUUUUUGUUUUGUUUUGUUUUUGAAGCAUUGAUAUGAGCGAUAUUGUUGUUUUUCAUUCUGCUCUUUGCUGUAAAAUAACGCCAACACACUGUCCGCUUUCUAAAUUCUUAGCAAACCAGGACUAUCACAGGUUGAUAUUAUUUUACUGAACGAAAUAUUCAUGUGUUUCUGUUUACUUUUUUAUUGUGUGAACUGAUUAAACACACAUAUAGGAUGCUUAGUUGUAUUUUUUGUUUGUUUCUUUUUUUUUUCCCAGACAGUCAUAACGGUUUAAUUCUUCUCGAUCCUAUUUUGUAAACUAUGAUAUGUAACUUUAACAUUGAGCAAAAGUUUAUUAUUUAAUAAUAAUAAUGAUAAUAAUGUAUGUAUUAGCAGUAGAAUGUCGUAACCUGUACCUGGGGUGUUUUUUAUAGAUGUAUAUACAAUGACAGGUUUCAACCAUUAAAUGUGACCAUUUCACAAUGA